This is a messenger RNA of Haliotis rubra (blacklip abalone), 2257 nucleotides long. Its product is annotated as protein FAM227B-like. The record is from RefSeq and is a predicted model, not a curated record. NCBI's taxonomy places the organism in Eukaryota, Metazoa, Mollusca, Gastropoda, Lepetellida, Haliotidae. The transcript has 15 exons. Bases 16 to 1929 code for a protein of 637 amino acids.
GCCGAGAUAAACAACAUGGCGGAUCUCAUCAAUCGGGUUGGGUCGCCCAUGGACAUUUGCGAAGAAAGUCUUGAUGAGUCUCCUGAUAAAAUAGAAAAAAGGAAAAAGCUUUUGGCACUUAAACAACGAACAAGAUCACCAUUUCUGAUUGGUUCCAUAGAAGCGGUAAACAAGAAGAUCAGCAGUUUGGAUCGUAAGCUUCAGGGUUACACUCAGCUGGUGUGUGAGAGCCGUGCUGCCAGCCAUGCAGACCUUGCUGACCUGUUUCCGGCCAGUGCUAUGGGUCGGGACAGGUAUCAUCAGAGGGAAAGGGAGACCAAAGAAGUGAACUGUUUUGCUGGAAUCUAUACACUUAAGUCCACCCUUGUCCCUGGACUCAGCCAGAGGGUGAAACACAUAUCCAAAAUCAGUAUGCAGCCGAGCAAGACAACUAUCAGUGCCAAGAAGGAGACAGGAAAACCAAAAUUUGUUGAGCUGCAUCAGUAUCCUGGCUAUGACCCCACAGAGUUAACUCCCCUGCCAGAUGGGAUCGCAGCUGCAGAUAUGCUGAAGAAUGCAGCCGAGGCUUCCAUGGGACUUGAUCAUAAACCGCACUUCAAGCCCGAGUUCGAUCAUCUGUUCUACUCUCAGAUGUCACAGGCAGUAUUGCAGGAUCUGUUCUGGUACUAUUUCCUGGAGAAGUUCCAGUCCAGUCGCAACUCCCAGGUGAAGUUGUUUAACCGUAUCGCCCACAACUACGUGAAACUGACGAUCUAUGCCAAGAACCCAGUUUACAGGGACACAUUCCUCAAGGGGUACCCCAUGCUGAUGUGCCAGGCUGUCUACUCUGCCUUCUGCCACGCCUUCCCGGACUCAUACCGCCAGUUCGGAGAGGUCUUCAAGGAUGACCUUGUGGCCCUCAUCAUGGAGUGGAUGACAGGGCUGCCUCUAGCCCCGAGGGUGUGGCUGGGCUGGAACAUGGAUCAUCUGGAGCCAGCCAACAUCAAGAUGAGGGAAGAAAUACUCUCACAGAAGAACAAGAAGUCCAGCACAGCCAUCAACUUUGACUUCCUGGACAGUCUGGUGUCCAGCGUUCCAAGCCAGUACACGUCCAACACUUCCCUCAACCAGUCAGGAUCACGGUCAUCUCUCUCCUCAAAUUGGACACAGAAGAAAUAUGUACCCAGGAUACCUCGUGCCCGUAAAAGCACUCAGUCGCUGUCUCGUAAAGUUUCAACUCUGAAAGUUGUCUCCCCUGCAUCUUCCCAGGAUUCCCAUGUGAUUGACACAGUUGCCGAUGCACAGAUCAGUCCAAGGAAACAGUCGCAGAAGCUGUUGGACCCUCGGAAGUUGCUGGAGGCCCUGACUCCUAUCCGAGAAAUGACAGGGGAAGAUGAGGAGCCACACACAGACAUAGAGGACAAGAAGCUUUCCCAGAUGUCUGCAUCUGCAGCCAAGGAGGUCUCACACUCCCGGGACACUGCAGUCAAAGUUGAGUCCCACCCUGCCUGUCGAGGUCCCGACUUUGUGAGAUCUGCCUUCAACAUCAGCGGCCACAGUCCCCUCGUGGCACACUUCAUGAGGAUGAAGAAACUGACAACUGAGGCGGGUGUUAAUUUCCGGGUACAGAGGACGGAGAUAGAAAACCUGCCAGCUCUAGAUACCCCAACCUACAGGGACGUGAUCCGUACAUCUCUCAAGACCAUCAAAGACAUAGAGCAGCAAUUCUCACAAAUGUACACCCGGAGCAUGCGUGAGAACGCUGUGUUUGUGAAGAAGCAGAAUGCUAUCAUGCGAGAACACAUGCAGAAGGAAUCAGCCCUCCUGUCAAGGACUAAGGAAGUCAAGAGGCUCAGUGAUCUGCUCAUUCUGGAACAGAGAAAAGGUGAAGAUUCCAUUUCUGCAGGAGCAGAUGCUGCCAUAGAAGCAGCACUAAUGGCCCAGGAGUGAAGCGGAGUCUGUGUGAUCCCCUUGUACCAACUUGAUCCAACAUUGUCUGUGAUACUUCCCAGUGCUUCUGUGAUACUUCAACAAUUGUUGACUAUCUGUACAUAACCCAGUAUGUAGUGACUUCACUGUGCAAUAUGAUCUUGUACAUGCAAGAAAGUGGAUAUUGUUGGGAAAAUUUGCAAAAAUGUCCAGUUAUUCAUUUUAUACUUAUUUUUUUUAUAGAUAUUGUCUAAUAACCAAAGAUUUAAGUUUGACUUGCAAGUUGUAUAAUCCAUGUUGACCAGCUGACUUUAAUGUGAUAUUUCCAUUAUAAUUUUGACAUUUGUCU